Nerophis lumbriciformis (worm pipefish) is the source of this 3603-nucleotide messenger RNA. The record is from RefSeq and is a predicted model, not a curated record. NCBI's taxonomy places the organism in Eukaryota, Metazoa, Chordata, Actinopteri, Syngnathiformes, Syngnathidae.
AUGAGAGCCGAAGAGAGCGAGAAUGGAGAAAACUCGGCUAACUCGCAGACUGAGAUGCUGAUCAACCAGCUGAGGGAGAUCACUGGCAUCCAGGAUCCACAGAUUCUCUGCAGAGCAUUGAAAGCCAGUCGCGGUGACAUCGGACAUGCCGUUGGACUUCUGACGAGCCAGCCAGCAGAGGUUAAGGAUGCUGGGGGACCACAAGAGUCCGGGUCGUCGGUGGGGACCUGGGAGGGACAGAAAGGUGUUCAAGAUGAACUCCAAACGGCCAUCGAGCUGAGCUUGCAGGAAUCCCACAAGGCUCAGGAAGAGGAGCGAGAAUUCCAUCGGGCUCUGGAGGCCAGCGCUGAGGAGAACUCCACAAGAAGUAAAAGAAAGCGAUGUGAGGCCCAGAACGACAUGAGCAGCCCCGCAGACUGGAUCCGCAAGGACGACUGGCCCGUCGGUAUUCGCAACGUGGGCAACACCUGCUGGUUCAGCGCUGUUAUCCAGUCACUGUUCCACCUGCCAGUGUUUAAAAGGCUAGUACUCAACUAUCGACUAUCGGAGCAAAUCUUGGACAGAUGUAAGAGCCAUGCGGACAAGAGGAACAUCGCUUUCAUGCAGGAGCUGCGCUGCCUCUUCGCCCUCAUGGUAGGCUCCACACGCAGGUUUGUGGACCCUUCUGCUGCCGUGGAGCUGCUGCGAGAGGCUUUUAGGACCAGCGAAGCGCAGCAGGAUGUGAGUGAGUUCUCUCAUAAGCUGCUUGACUGGUUAGAAGAUGCCUUUCAAUUGGCUGCCAAUGGAGACAACUCAACAGACAAGCAAAACAAUCCCAUGGUCCAACUUUUUUAUGGCACCUUCGUGACCGAGAGGAAGCAUGAAGGUAAAAUCUUGUAUAACAUUGAGCAGUUUGGACAGUACCCUUUGCAAGUGAAUGGCUUCAAUAACCUGGACGAGUGCCUGGAAGGGGCCAUGGUGGAGAGGGAAAUCGAGUCGCUGCAUUCUGAACACAGCGCUCCAUCCGGUCGAGAGAGAUGGUUCAAAAGGUUGCCACCAGUUUUGACAUUUGAGCUUUCCCGAUUUGAGUUCAACACACAGCUUGGGCGGCCUGAGAAGAUACACAAGAAACUGGAGUUUCCGCAAAUCAUCUAUAUGGACAGGUACCUUCACAAAAACCUGACGUGUACACAUGAGAGAAGAGGAGAAGUGAAAAAAAUGAAGGAACAGCUUGCAUCUCUUCAACAAAAACUGGAAUGUUAUAAAAACUACGGGUCAGGACCCAGCAAGUACCCUCUAGCUGACAUGCUGCAGUUUGUCUUGGAGUUCGCCACCACAAAGCCCUCUGCAGCUUUCACCACUGAAGAUGCCCAACCGGUUUCUUCUUCACCAACUCCUCCUUGCCACCAGCUCAGCGAAACCGCCAGUCAAGAGGACGGUGAUCCAGCAGGUACGGAGGAGGAGGACGGCCUUGUGUCCAGCUGUCAACGUACCCCCAUAUACAAGCCUUUCACCCAGUGCCGACACCCCGCCGAGCGUCCGCCUCACCCGGCCCCACACAGCAUCACCGAGGAGGAGCUGCACUUUGUCAAGGGCUGCCUUCAGCGAUGGAGGACCGAAGUGGAGAAUGACAUCAAUGAGCUAAAGGCCAACAUUGACAGACUCAGUCAGACACUGGAGGGCGUGUACUCAGACGACAGUCUCUGCCAGGUGCCCUACAGACUCCAUGCGGUGCUGGUCCACGAAGGUCAAGCGUCAGCAGGCCACUACUGGGCAUACAUUUAUGACCAUGCCAACCAGCGCUGGAUGAAGUACAAUGACAUCACUAUCACAGAGUCUUCGUGGGAGGAGCUGGAGCGGGACUCUUUUGGUGGCAUGACCAAUGCCAGCGCCUACUGUCUCAUGUACAUUGAUGACAGGCUACCCCACCUUAUUACUGAACACACAGAUGAUGAAACAGGGCAGGUUCUGCACGGCAUGGACUCGCUACCACCCGUUCUGAGACGCUACGUGCAACAAGACAACUGCUGGUUCCAGCAGGAGCUCAGCGAGUGGGAGGAGCAGCUCUGCCAGGCGGCGGCCGCUGCAGCAACGCCACAGGGCGAGGCCACGCUCUCCACCGUCGAGACCUGUGACGCCGGCGCGGACCACGACGGUCACCUGGCCACGUCACAUGAAACUGAGGAGCCGGUCCAGGGAGCUAAUUCUUCAGAACCGCAAGCUGAGGCACAGAUUGAUCCUGAACCAGACUCCGAAGAGCCACCAGAAGAAUCCGAAAAACCACUACUGCCUCAGAGUUCCGAGUGCCAGGCAGAUGACGGCGAGCCCGCCACCAGCGCCCCCCCUCAGCCCGACGAGUGUUCCGACACCCCAGCGGCUGAGAAGGACCCUCAAAGUCAGGCUGCUGCUCCUGAAGUUGAGUCCGACAGCAACCAGCUGCCAUCAGACCUCUCAGUGGAGGAGAAAGGAGACACAAAUGCGAAGGAGGAGGAAGUAGAAGUGGUAGAAGAAGUUCAAGGUGACGCCGAGGCGUCCCCCGAGGAACCUCCUCAGCAGGAAGCCGAUCGGGACAUAGAGGAGCGGCAAGUGCCCACCAGACGGCGGCAGGCUGAGAAUGAGGUGUCCGAAGUAGAGAUUCCCAAUGUGGGCAAGAUUAUGGUGAGGGCGGAUGCUGAUGGAUACAAUGAAGAGAUGAUGUUGACACCAGCCAUGCAAGGUAUCAUUCUCGCCAUAGCAAAAGCCAGACAAGCAUUCGACUCAGAGGGGCCCGAGGCCGGACUCAUCAAGGCAUUCCACGAAGAAUAUUCGCGCUUGUACGAGCUUUCUCAGGAGGAGACCACGCCGAGGGAGGACGCGCGACUGCAGCACGCCCUGGUUUACUUCUUCCAGAACAAAGCGCCCAAACGCGUCAUCGAGCGGACGCUGCUCGAGCAGUUCACUGAUCGCAACCUCAGCUUUGAUGAGAGAGCCAUCAGUAUUAUGAGGGAAGCCCGAGCUAAGCUGCGCCUCAUCAAACCGGAGGACAUGGACAUGGAUGAGUACCUGCAGUGGCAUGAUGACUACAGAACAUUCAGGACCGUCUUCGUCUACCUGCUGACCGGACUGGAGCACUACCAGCACGGAAAGAUACGUGAGGCUCUGACCUACCUGGCCCACGCCUAUGACGCCAACGCCGCCCUCCUUAGGAGUGGGGAGAAGCGUGGCGUGGACACAUCUCUUAUUGCACUUUACAGGAGGAGGUGUCUCACAACACUGAACGAAAGCGCCACGCGGCUCUUCGCCAGCGGCGAUGAGAGCAAGGUGGAGGAAGGCGUGGCCAUCAUGGAUGAGGUGGUCAUCCCCUGCCUACAUUUGAUGAGCCGUGAGACGCCGCUGUCGCAGGAGGACCGCGACACCAUGGAGAACAUCCGCAGCCAGUGGUGUUGCUGUCUUGGACAGGACAUGGAUGACUCGCUGCAGAUGAAACUUGGCGAGUUCCUGCCUCGCGUCCUGGACUGCUCGGCCGAGACGGUGGUCCUCAAAGACCCGCCCAAGGUGCACGUGAACCAGGCUCACGACCUGUGCAGUCGCUUGGCCGCCGUCAUGGAGUCUAUACGCAACACUGCCGUGGUCGCCGUCAAGUAA